Molecule: messenger RNA, 3275 nt
Organism: Falco peregrinus (peregrine falcon)
Lineage: Eukaryota; Metazoa; Chordata; Aves; Falconiformes; Falconidae
Gene: SDC1
Product: syndecan 1
Exons: 5
Coding region: 251-1180 (309 amino acids)
Biological process (GO): cell migration
Cellular component (GO): membrane; cell surface
Source: RefSeq, a predicted model, not a curated record
GCAGUGGGUUCAUUAAAAGACAGAGUUCAACUUCUCGCCGUGGCAGAGCGCUGCUGGGAGGCCGGUUCAGCGGCGUGCGGAGUGCGGGGGGAAGCAAAAGGAAAGGGGGACAGAGAAAGAGAAAGAAUCCGGGAGGGGAGGAAACCCGCAGCGACUUCAGAGAACGCGAAGAGGCGCGGGGCAGGAGCGGCGGAGACCGCGGGAAGAAGGGGCAAGGCUGUGCGCUCCCGAGGCCCGACGAGGAGGAAGGAUGAUAAACGUGGUGACCGUGUGGCUGGUGGCCCUUUGCUUCCAGGCUGCUGUCCCGCAAACUACAAAUCUGAACCUUCCUCCUGAAGAUCUUGAUUCAUCUGGUGAUGACGAUGAUGCGUUCUCAGGUUCAGGUGCAGGUCCCCUGACUGACCAGUCUCGCAACUGGAGAUUCCCAGGAGAACCAACUAAUUCCUCGUUACUGGCAACACCAGUGGAUUUUAACGAACAACCAUUUCCUGGGAUUGAGGGCAGAACUGAAAAGGAAGUAAUAUCUCCUUCUGCAACUAGUAAUGUAGUGACAGAGGAGCCAGUUGUAGCUGUCAAGGAUGAAGUAUCCAUCCUGGGCUCACCUGAUGAGAAACCAGCAAAUGAUGUUGUUACAACAACAGUGAGAAGCCCCACUACUCAUCUUCCUUCAGUGGUUCAUGUAACUCCUUCAGAAGCCUCAGGCAUGGUCCAUGAGCCCGAACCUAAAAUCCCUAGCUCUUUCAUACCAGACACUAAAGACAUGCCUGAGCCCUACUCUACCAUCCAUCACGAGGGAGGCAUCAUUGCCACCCCCACGAUGACAACUCCAAAGGAUGUGGUUCCUACACAUGAAGAAGUUUCUGAAGAUGGCUCUGGAGACCCGGGAGACUUCAUCUUGACCAAAGAUGAGGAUUUGGUCCCCACCCAGAACUCAGAAGUACCGUCUGACUCUGGGAGGAAUGCCAAAGCGGCAGGAGCCUCAGGAAUUAUGGACAGAAAAGAAGUUCUUGGAGGUGUAAUUGCUGGAGGACUAGUAGGCUUGGUGUUUGCAGUGUUUCUAGUUGCAUUUAUGCUGUACAGAAUGAAGAAAAAAGACGAAGGCAGCUAUUCACUGGAUGAACCAAAACAGUCUAAUGGAGGAUACCAAAAACCACACAAACAGGAAGAAUUCUAUGCAUAAACACUGAUCUUUGGGACACUUCUUAUUCCAUCUUUCUUGGACUCUUCUCUCCCUGCACGUGGAUCUCCUAGUGUGCUUUGCAUUAAACUUAAGCCAUAUGAUCAUUGGAUUAUUUGCCCUUACCACUUUGCCAUUGGAAAUUUUAUAACUACAAAGUAGAUCUGGAUUCAUUGAACAUUCCCUGCUGUCUUGCACAACUUUUUUUAAUUUUUUUUUUAUAUAAAGAGAAGUGGGACUGAAGUUCCUAAAUUCACUUUGGUUUAUCUAAAGACUGCUGGGGCAGACGGUGGGGAGAAGAUAAGGGAGCACUGUAUGUAUAAACCUUGAUAUUUAGUGAAAGGUCUAGCAAGAAUAAGCAAUUAUCCGUGCUCAAAUUCUGUAUAGCAGGGAUCCUUCCUAUUUAACUCGUAGAUGUGUUUUGAGUGUAACAAAUGGCUGCGCUGGGUAGACGAUUGGUACACUGCAAUCAUCUAGCUCUUUCUAACUGCCAUAUUUGAAGCACUUAAUGCCUAUGAAACAUAAAGCUAAGCAUGAUUUCCAGAGAAAGGAGAUGUGAGGGGCAGGGUAAGCAAAUGACUGUCACAUGGUUUAAAGUAACUUACAUUUUGGAAGCAUUAUCCCAUACUCGGAACCAGCUCCUAAGCAGUUGGUGCAUACACUAAUACAAAACAAACCCCAAAACUAAGUGGAGAGUUCAUUCUACCAAUAGCAGUGGACUGUCCCACAACCCUCUUGCUCUUUCUAGGCUUAGGUAAGAAGUAGAUUUUUCUAAGCAGUGUCAUCUCGGAUAUUCCCUCCUAGGUGCCGGAUCUAGGCUGGGCUGUCAUGCUGCCCAUACUCUUAUCCCAUGCUACUGUGUAGUCACCAGGUGACUGAUUGUGUGUUGUAGCACCUACCUCUCUGUGCACUGUUUACAGUGGUUGUCUCAGAACGUGGUUUGCAGUCUGCCACAGAAUACCAUGGCACACAGGGGUGGAAGGUAGAAAGCAGCAUAUCAUGACUUUGCAGCUAAGGAGUAGAGAAGCACUGCAGCUGGAACAAGCCUGAUGAAGGCUUAGUGUAGAUGGCCUUAAAUAUAUUCAACAGUUGGCAUGCUUGGCUCUCACAACUCCAGAAUGGCUCUUCCGAAGCUGUUCCUGCACUUUGGAGAGAAGCAACUUCAGGGAUGUCAGACUAGCAAGGGCCAAAAAGCACCUUCUGAGGAAAGUUUGGAUGCCUGAAGCUGUUGGUGGUCAAUGUGCUGUUAGAUGCAAGGCACUGAGGCCUCAUUAAGGGUCUGGAGUUCUCCAGAAUAUCUCAAACUGAGUGAGAAGAAAAGUGUGGUGUUCUGCACAAGCCUUACUUCUUCUGCUCUGCCUUUGGUUAGCUUCUUGCAAGUUUGGUUUCUCAUCAUUCAGUGCAGAAGGUAUGGGGUGGGUGGAGGAAUGUUUACAGCGGAUGUAAAUAUUUGUACUGUUGAGGCAGAGGGAAUGAUUGGAGAAUAUUGCAACAGUUGGUACAAAUGUUGCACAUUAACAGUAAAACUUAAAAACCUGUGUAACUUAAAUGAAGUAUAAAACACUCCUGAGCUGCUAUGCAGCUAAAAUUGGUGCCUUCUCAGCAAACCCAAGGGAAAAAAACCCAAACACUUCUUGAUUCCAAACCCUUCUUUAUGCACAAAGAAAACUUGUGCAUAUGUGUAGCUGGUUGUUUGCAAGUAACGCUGCAAAGUCCAUUACAUAGUCUCUUUUUUUUUUUUAACUGAAUGAAUUUUUAUAGGUUAAUGCAAUGACCAGAUGGUGUUAAUUUCAGCUGUAAUUCUUUGCUCUGUAUAGGAAUGUAGAAAUACUGUUUGAUAGGUUUAUCUAUGAAAAGUCUUGUAAAGCAAAGUCAGAUAAAGUGGUAAACUUCAGUUGUACCUCACAACCUUGCUAGGGGGAAAGGAAAAAAAAACUGUAUAUUUUGGUAGUCUAAACUGACGGUUUGUGAAACAAACAUGACAUUCUGUGUUAUUUAAGUGGUACAAAUGAAAUAUGAGUUCUAACCGAAGAUGCAGCGUUCAGUUAUCUGCAUGCCAUGUAAAGGUAUACUGCAAUAAAUGGCAUUUUGGCAGGAA